ACCUCUUUUAUAAUAAAAUCAAUUAGUAAAUAAUAAAUCAUAGAACUCUAAAAAAGAAAUAAUAAAUACCCAAAUAAUAGUAGAGAGAAACCACCCAAACACCCAACCACCCACUUCGAUCCAUCUCUCUCCUCUUUUUUCCUUCUAUUUAUUUACGCACCAUCCAUUUAAUGAGUUACAUAUAACACUUACUCAAAAAAAAAAAGAUAAAAAGAUAAAAAAGAACUUCCCAUUCUCGGAAGCUGCGAUUGGAAGAAGCGGAAAAAGAAGAAGGGAGAGAAGAGGAAGAAGCCUCGAGAUCUUCCACCCUUUCCAUCUCUCGCGCAGUUACAGCCGAAGAGAGAGAAAGAAAGAGAGAGAGGAGAGAGAGAGAGAGAAAAAUUAAAAAGAAAAAGAAAAAAAAAACAGAAAAGGAAGAAGCCUCUGGACUCCCCCUUUUUCUGUGUCAUCAUAUCACAAUCAUUUGGGUCUCGUAAUCCCAUCCCAUCCCAUCGUCUCUCUCCCCCCUCCUCAUCAUCGCCCUCAUCAUCGCUAAUAAGCAAAAGGUACGGCGGAAACGUGUGGAGGAAGACGAACCAGCACGAGAGCGAGAGAGAGAGAGAGAGAGAGAGAGAGAGAGAGAGGGCGUAGGAAAGUCAACGGCGGUGUGGUGGUGGAGCGGUAAUUAGAAAAAAAUCAGAGGGCAAUUAGGGAAGGGGCGGAGGGAGGGGCACUGGUCACGUGCUCGCGAUGGGGUCGUUCAAGGGUCACGUGCUCCCGGGGAGCCUGUUCCUGGCGGUGGGGCUGUGGCAAGUGUGGGCGGCGGUGGGCCGGUACGUGACGGAUCCGGGUUCGUUUCGGGUUCGGGCCUGGCGCCCGGUGGGCUGGUUCGGGGGCCGGGCCCGGUGCCUGGAACUGUACGUUGUGGCCGGGGGAGCGUUCCUCGACAUGUGCGUGGAGCUGCUCUACUCCACCCACCUCCACAUCUUCGUCGGGCCGGAGCGGGUCCUCAACCCGGCCCAUAUGAACGACUUCGAGCACGGGGGGAUGCUCCUCAUGUUCUUCCUCUUCGGGGCCGUCGCUCUCCUAUCCGAGAAAACCAGGUUCCUACCUUUGCCGGAGGGUACGCUGUGCUUGAUCGCCGCCGCCGCAUUCAGCGCAGAGUUUCUGCUCUUUUACUUUCACUCGACGACGCACAAAGGCCUUGAGGGCUACUAUCACCUCCUCCUCGUCAUACUCAUCGGCUUCUGCAUCGUCACCGCCGUCGCUGGCGCCCUCUUCCCCACCAUCUUCGCCCUCGACCUCGCGUGCGGCAUCCUUGUCACUCUUCAGGGCCUCUGGUUCUACCAGACGGCCUUCACCCUCUACGGGCCCAUGAUGCCGCGCGGCUGCCACCUCGAUGACGGAAGCAUUGCGUGCCACUCGCACGAGAGCCAAGUGCGCGGUGAGCUCCUCGCCAAUUUCCAGCUCUUCUCGCUUGUGUUCCUUGUCUUUGUUUUCGUGCUCGGGUCGUAUGCGAUCGCAGCGGCACGUUAUGGGCACCCCGACCUGAGGAGAUUGCACGCUGAGGAGGCCGCAGCUCAGUGCGGCAGCGAGGAUAGAGGGAAUGGGUUCAUGCAGAUGGGGCUUCCAGCGGACGUUGCUGCGUAGUUUUCUUCCCUCAUUGUAACAACAUUUUUUUUUUCUUUUUUCUUCUUUUUUUUUUUGGGUCUCUUGUGUAGAUGAGACUUCAGAGAUUUUUUUUUUUGGGGGGGGGGGGGGGGGGGGUUUCUAUCUUGGAUGUAUUUUGAGAAUGUGAUCAGAUUGUCUGUUCAUUGUGUUUACAGAGUUCAGACUUCAGAGGCGGAUGAGAAAGAUAGUCUUGUGAAGCUUUUGUCUGUUGUCCAUUACAUUUACCAUUUUUGGGCACAUUAUAUGUUUAAAAGUUUAAACAACUAUUAUCGCUUAUUGGAGGCAUGAGUAAUUGGAAAA
Messenger RNA from Ananas comosus (pineapple), 1950 nucleotides. Its product is annotated as transmembrane protein 45B. The record is from RefSeq and is a predicted model, not a curated record. Lineage: Eukaryota; Viridiplantae; Streptophyta; Magnoliopsida; Poales; Bromeliaceae. The transcript has 3 exons. The coding region runs from base 730 to 1629 and encodes 299 amino acids.